AUAAAUACUUUUUACAUAGACAAUUUUCAAAAAAAUAUUUGUGCCACGUAAAAAUAAAUAAUUUGUCAAUUUUCCGCACGUGUAAAUUGGAAAAACUCUGAAAACUUUAAUGGGAAAUUCAUCAAUAAGUACGGACGAAGCACGAGCGACGUUAAUUCAUUACGUUUGAGACGUACAGUAACAUUGUUCUGGUAACAUUUCAAAAACAAACUCGUGUGUCGUGUAAUGAUGAACUUGUGAACCGGCGUUGCUGUUGGCGUUUUCGUACGGUUUGCGUUUUUUUGUGUUGGUUCUUUGUUCGUUUUCCAUGUCGCAAAUGAAGUAACAAACCACCAUCCGAGUGACUCUCUUAGUAUUUUGUUUUAAGUAGUGUAGUUCGUCAAAGGGAACAAUGUUAAGCGAAAUGAGUGUGGAGAAUGGCGGCGGCGACGCUAACGGCUCCAAUGUGUCACCGACCAAGCUCAUGGUCAACUAUAUACCGGAAUUGAUGACGCGCGACAUGAUGUACGCGCUGUUCUCCGCGAUGGGCAAGAUCGAGAGUUGCAAGCUGAUCGCCAACCGCGGCUACGGCUUCGUGGAGUACGAGAAACACGAGGACGCGGAGAAGGCGCGCAACGCCUUCAACGGGCUGCUCAUGCAGGGCAAGACGCUCAAGGUGUCGUUCGCGCUGCUCAACCCCGAGAACAAGGCCAGCCACAAGCCCGACACCGAGUCCAACCUGUACAUCAGCAACCUGCCGCCCGACAUGACGCUGGAGCGGCUCAACGCGCUGUUCGGCCAGUUCGGCCACAUCACGAACAGCCGCGUGUCGCAGGGCAUCGGCUUCGUGUGCUACGAGAGCCGGCAGCAGGCCGAAGACGCCAUCGCGCACCUGCACGGGCAGAUGCCGGCGCCGGGCGCGGGCGCGCUGGCGGUCAAGUUCGCCAACAAGCCGGGCGCCAAGCUGCGCGCGCGCGCCGCCGCUCCGCCGCCCUACAACGGCGCAGUGUUCAACGGCGCCGCGCCCGCCUUCAACGGGCCCGGCCUGGGCGCGGCGUUCGGCGCGCGGCCCGCCGCCGCCUUCGCGCCCGGCUUCCCGCAGGCGUCGCCGCCGCCGCUGCUGCCGUCGCCCGGUAAGGCCCUGCCCUUCGUCACCAAGGGCCAGCAGCGCUUCAACCCCAUGGCGGCCACUAACCACAGCCCCUUACCGUUGAUAGGCGCCCCCGCCAGCCCCGUGCCGCUGCUGGGCGCGCCGGCGGCGCCGCACCAGACCACAGUGUACGUAUACAACGUUGGCGAGGACGCCGAGGAGCUCACGCUGUGGCAGCUGUUCGGCCCGUACGGCGCCAUCGACUCUAUCAAGGUGAUCAAAGACCCAGAGACCAAGAAGAACAAGGGCUUCGCCUUCGUCAACAUGCGUGAGUACGACGAGGCGGCCAUGGCCAUCCAGGCCCUCAACGGCUACACGCUCAAUGGACAGGUUUUAUCGGUUAGCUUUAAGACGCAGAAGAGAAGUAACUAGUUAAUGGACGUUUCGACGCCACAUCUCGUUUGUGAUCGUCCCUGGGCCGAAAGCUUAAAGAAAGAUUUCAUUCCAAUCUCAAAAUAUUUUUGUAGUCGAGACGCGAGAUCCUCUAUGUGCAUUUCAGAUUAGUGGCAUAAGUAUUUUUGUAAGAUUUAAUAUAGUUUUCUACUGUUUUACUGGCGAGAGCGCGACAUGACUGUCUGUGAGUUAGUUGGCUUGACAGUAUCCUAUAUGUGUACUUUUAUCGUAUGAUAUGGUAUUAUAUUAUUGGACUAUGUAUGACCUGUCGGAUAUGUAUUGCCCGGGGUCCGCAACGACCCCGGCUCCUCACCCUCCAGGUAUUUUUAUUUUGUGUAAAACCAAACAUUGUAUGUUUUUUAUCUUUAAUAAAUUUCAUGUUUUAAUAGA
Molecule: messenger RNA, 1912 nt
Organism: Bicyclus anynana (squinting bush brown)
Lineage: Eukaryota; Metazoa; Arthropoda; Insecta; Lepidoptera; Nymphalidae
Gene: fne
Product: protein elav
Exons: 1
Coding region: 392-1501 (369 amino acids)
Cellular component (GO): ribonucleoprotein complex
Molecular function (GO): RNA binding
Source: RefSeq, a predicted model, not a curated record